Molecule: messenger RNA, 1184 nt
Organism: Rhodamnia argentea
Lineage: Eukaryota; Viridiplantae; Streptophyta; Magnoliopsida; Myrtales; Myrtaceae
Product: adenylate kinase 4
Exons: 6
Coding region: 152-892 (246 amino acids)
Biological process (GO): nucleobase-containing compound metabolic process
Cellular component (GO): mitochondrion; cytoplasm
Molecular function (GO): ATP binding; AMP kinase activity
Source: RefSeq, a predicted model, not a curated record
CUAGCUCUUCUUCGGCUCUCCAUAACAGGAAAGAAUGUCUCUUUAUUGUCUCUAACUACUCUCUCUCUCUCUCUCUCUCUCUCUCUGCUCGUGCUUUCUCAUUCGAGACGCAGAGAAACCCGAGUCCCGCGUCCGAGAAGCGACCGCGAGAAUGGCGAGCACGAGUACGGUGAAUCUGGAAGAUGUGCCUUCCGUCAAUCUCAUGAAUGAGCUCCUCCGUCGUUUGAAGUGCUCCACUAAGCCCGACAAGCGCGUCAUCCUCAUCGGACCUCCAGGAUCUGGAAAAGGUACCCAAUCACCUAUCAUCAAGGAUGAAUACUGCUUGUGCCACUUGGCUACUGGUGAUAUGUUAAGAGCUGCUGUUGCUGCAAAGACCCCUCUUGGUCUCAAAGCCAAAGAAGCUAUGGACAAGGGAGAACUCGUUUCUGAUGACUUGGUUGUUAGCAUUAUAGAUGAAGCAAUGAAAAAGCCUUCAUGCCGAAAAGGUUUCAUUCUUGAUGGAUUUCCACGAACCGUAGUGCAAGCGCAGAAGCUUGAUGAGAUGCUAGAAAAGCAAGGUGCCAAAAUUGAUAAAGUUUUGAAUUUUGCAAUUAACGAUGCAAUCUUGGAGGAGAGGAUAACUGGUCGGUGGAUACAUCCUUCGAGUGGCAGGACCUACCAUACAAAAUUUGCUCCUCCCAAGGUUCCAGGGGUUGAUGAUGUUACCGGCGAACCUUUGAUUCAGCGCAAGGAUGAUACUGCAGCUGUCCUCAAAUCUCGACUUGAGGCUUUCCAUAAUCAAACUGAACCGGUGAUUGAUUACUACUCCAAAAAGGGAAUACUUGCAAAUCUUCAUGCUGAAAAACCUCCUAAGGAUGUGACGGCCGAGGUUGAGAAGGUUUUGUCUUCUUGAAAAAAAAUGGUGCUCCUACCUGAAAAUCCAACAAUUAUGCUGAAUUUUACAGGGUAGAUAUCAGAACCCUUGAGUUUCUAUUACAUUGUUGUAUCAUUGAAUGUGGCGGCUGUUGUCAAAUUGUUGAGGGAUUUUUCUUAUCGUCCUAAAGUAAAGUUGAGUACAGAAUUGAUCGUCUUUGGUCUUUUCUGCUGGAAAUGCCAGAUUAGAUAAGCACUGAUGACAAUGAAGUAGUCCCUUGAUUAUGCCUUCCCUCAGAAUAUUGUAGACUCCAUACUUCAUGAACUCUCCC